This is a messenger RNA of Mycena citricolor, 1427 nucleotides long. Lineage: Eukaryota; Fungi; Basidiomycota; Agaricomycetes; Agaricales; Mycenaceae. The record is from the annotation of a GenBank genome assembly.
AACAGAGCUGACGGUAAUACCAGUUUGCUCACAUGACGUCCAUUGAGCAUCGCGAAGAUGUAUUUUAGUAUUGAAUCUUCUAUCGAUAUCCUGUGGAGUGAGACUGGCAGUUUAUAAACACGAUGUCUCUUUCAGAAGGGACACUGCCUACGAUGCUGGUACAAUCUCUCAUUUCCACCGCCCUCCUCCUCGCAACAUUUCCCACUCAGACCCAAGCCGUAAUCGAGUGCAAUGUGCUCGACUACGGCGCGGUCGCGGACAACGUCACCGACAUCGGCCCCGCACUGACCGCCGCAUGGCAAAACUGCGUCAUCCCGAGCGUGAACAGCACUGUCGCCACGGACGUCCAGCUGCUCGUGCCCAGCGGAGAUUUCCGGCUGACGACCAUGGUUCUGUUCAACCACGCGACCCACUGGAAUUUCCACCUCGUCGGCAACUUGUAUUUGCCGUUCAAUACGACUCUGGGUGGGAUCGGUGGGACGAUGCUCCAGUGGCAGAACUGCGACAACAUUCUGUUCGACGGCCCGGGUGCGAUUUUCGGGAACGGGUACCGGUACCGAGAAAACAAUGAUCUGAGUCUCUUUCCCAACCGCCCUCGAUUGGUCCGGUUCCAAACUUGCAACAACAUUGAGAUCACUGAGAUCACCUUGUAUGACGCGCCGAUGUUCCAUGUCACCAUCAUCGGAAACAACAACUUGGCACAUGACAUGACGAUCAGAGCCACUCAUGUUGGUGAAACGGAUGGGUUCGACAUGAGCGGAAACAACAAGUGCGAGAAUAUUUUCCGUCGCCGAAUCUUGCUCAACCGGCCUCUGUUCAGCUAUGUGCAUGACGUGAUUGUCGAGAAUGGCGACGAGUGUGUGACUGUCAAAACACCUACAAAUGGAUUCCGCGCGGAGAACCUGAUAUGCAUCCACACCGCUGGAUGCAACAUCGGCUCGUUCGGGGCGGGAAACACGAACGUCUCUGUGCAGAAUGUCUGGUACCGGAAUGUGACGUUGAACGAAACUUCGGACGCGGGGAUCAUGAUUAAAUCGUAUCCCGACAACAUCGGCUUCGUCCGGAACAUCACUUACCAUGAUUUCACACUCAUCGGGCCUGCAUAUCCCCUGUACAUCAGCGUGUUCUGGGAGGGCAGCGGAAUUGAUACAGGAAAACUUGAAAUUUACGACGUGCAUUUCGACGGGAUAUCGGGCUAUGGCACGACCACGCGACCCGGGGUCCUCCUCGACUGCAAUGCGGCCACUCCAUGCAAGAAUAUUACUUUUGAAAGUGUUUACAUCUGGGGAGGGGUAGCAAACCGAUACACCAAUGCAUGCGGGUCCGGAUUCUUCGGUGUACCACCCUGUUGAUAGUCCAGUAACAAGUCACCUGUGGAUCUCAAAGAAACCUCGCAGUUAAAUUGCAUAAUAGGAUAGAUUUUAACC